Molecule: messenger RNA, 315 nt
Organism: Pseudogymnoascus destructans
Lineage: Eukaryota; Fungi; Ascomycota; Leotiomycetes; Thelebolales; Thelebolaceae
Product: Phospholipase C
Exons: 3
Coding region: 1-315 (104 amino acids)
Source: RefSeq, a predicted model, not a curated record
AUGGCUUCAGUGUUUAUAGACCUUUUAGAAGACUACCAAGUUGCUUCGAAGGUUGGAUAUAUGAUGACAGACAAUGCAGACAACAAUGAUACUAUGAUGGAGCACCUCUCAGCUGCUCUUCAGGAACAACACAAUCUCACCUACGAUCCUCUUCAUUACCGAUUGCGAUGCAAUGGACAUAUCAUCAACCUAGCUGCUCAAUCCUUUCUCUUCAAUACUGAAACUGAAACCCUCAAGCGAUUACUGGCGCACGUAUCUAUUACAUGCGUAAUAUCCUACACGACUUCCCUGACGAAAAAUGUAUCACAAUUCUGA